GCACGAUGCAUCAAAGAGUUAUAUAAAAAUAGUUACAAUCCAUCAUAUAUUCGCUGCAUUUUUUAUUUAUUUCUAUUUUUAGAAGUUGAUUUCUCAGUUUCAUUCUGGUUUACUAAGCAGGAAAAGCUGUCAAACUGUACUUGGAUAGAGAGUACAGAUACCUGUGUAAAAAACAAUGUAAAAAAAAAAAAGUACAAGCACUAAUUCAACAAUAAGUAAAACUAAAAAGUACAAACUUUUGUACUGAUGCAGGUGCUCAAUCAUGUACUGUGUACAAAAAGUCACCCAUUGGCCCAAUUAUUCAUAUUAUCAAGAAAAAUAGUUGAGAUGGUCGGUACACACAUCACACGCGCGUUAUUUUUACAAAUCAGGUUCUUAUGAAGUUUUUAGAAAAAGCUCACAGUGUGAUGUAAUGCAAUUGUACGCCACAAUAUCAACAUUUUGGAUGAAAACUUGAUCUGUUGCUGUUAUUCAAAACGCAACGUGCAAAAUCCUGAACGUAAGUUUGAUACAUUUGGGAUCUGAUUCGAUUUUGCAGGUGUCCCUAAUGUGGUGUCCACUAAGGAGAAUCACUCAGUGCUGCGUGCGCCUCUAGAUGGCGUAGGAAAGCCAUACCUCGAGUCGUAGGCCACCUUUGAACAAAACAAAUGUCAUUUCGGCAGAUAGCUUGUCUUUUUUUACGAAUGUCCGCCUUCUCACGUGUUUUCCCUCGGCCUGGUCAUAGUUCAAUCAACAAACGAGAACGAGCUGCAUGCUCGCUUGUGUUGAGCCCGUCUCGACUGCUUUUGCAAAUACACUUGGCAUUUCAAAUAACACUUAUUGGAGACUAUUUUCAAGAUUGCAUGCCGGCAAAUGUCUCUCAUUGGCGUCACGAUGUCAAAGUCUCACAUGAUCACCUUUACACUCCUGCUGAUUCAACUGCCGUGUGUAUUUGGAGGCAAGAUAUUAGUGUUCCCUUUAGACGGGAGCCACUGGUUGAACAUGAAAGGAAUCAUCGAGGAACUUUACGCCAAAGGUCACGAGAUCUCGGUGGUGCGGCCGUCUGAUAGCUGGUACAUUACAGAAAAAUCUCCUCUUUACAACUCUGUCAACCUUCUUGGUCAGGAUGGGUUCAAGGAUCAUUUUGAAUCAUUUGUUUCUCUACAAUUGGAGAUGAGGCUUCAGGGGAGGUCGCUGUCUCUUCUGCCUCGCAUUUGGAAUGCGAUACAGAAUCAGAUGCUGGUUGUUAGUCAGUUUGCUAGAUUCCACAAGUUGCAUUGUGAGACAAUAGUUGAGAUGUUUGAAAAUAAAACUCAGAUGCAGUCUUUUCAUAAUGCCAAGUACGACGUAGUGUUGACUGACCUUGGCAUCGGCGGAGGGGCACUGCUUGCACGUCAUCUCAACGUUCCCCUCGUCUACAAUGUCAGAUGGACCUUUCAAGGUGAAGCUCAUGACCUCAUUGCCCCGUCCCCUCUGUCAUACUCUCCCUUUCUCGCGGCUCGAUUGACAGAUAAGAUGACCUUCCAACAAAGAAUCAUUAAUGUUUUAGCUUACAUCAUGGGUAGCGUUACAACAUGGUUCAUAUCAGAACCACACUACAAACCAAUAGUUAAGCGCUACUUUGGUUCUGAUGUGGAUUACUCAACCUUUUUUUUGGAUGCUGAUAUAUGGCUUUUGAGAAAUAAUUUUAUCUUUGAAUUUCCACGUCCCACAAUGCCAAAUCUAGUCUACAUAAGUGGUUUUCAAUGCAAGCCUCCACAGCAGCUCCCCGUGGACUUGGAGGAGUUUGUCCAGAGUUCUGGUGAUCACGGGGUUGUGAUGAUGACUUUGGGGACUCUUGUUGCAAAAUUGCCACUGGAUGUCACUGAGGAAAUUGCUGCAGCCUUUGCCCAGCUGCCGCAGAAGGUUGUCUGGAGGUAUUUGGGACAAAAGCCUGCCAACUUGGGCAACAACACUUUACUGGUUGACUGGCUACCACAGAACGACCUCUUGGCUCAUCCUAAAACAAGAGUUUUUGUCACCCACGGAGGAAUCAACGGUGUUCAAGAAGCAAUUUACCAUGGGGUUCCGAUUGUAGGGCUUCCAUUAUUUUUUGAUCAACACGAUAAUCUCAACAAAAUUCAAGCAAAGAGAGGAGCAAUAAAUGUGGAUUUUGCUGCACUUGACAGGCACAUUUUUGCAGAUGCACUCGUGACAGUGCUUCAGAACACAUCGUACAGGGAAAACAUGCAAAGGCUCUCAAGACUGCAAAGGGAUCAGCCAAUGAAACCAAUGGACCAGGCGGUGUUUUGGAUUGAAUAUGUUAUAAGGCAUAAAGGAGCUGGUCAUUUGAAGGCACAAUCCAACAAAAUGUCCUCGAUUGUUUACCACUCGGUUGAUGUCAUUGUAGCUUUACUGACCAUAGUUUUGCUUGUAAUAUUCACCUGCCUUUACAUUUUAAGAGUCAUGUAUAGAACAUGUUUUGUUGGGAAAAAAGUGAAACACGAAUAAUUUAUUUUCAAAAAUUAUGGCAAGAAAAUCUCGUGUACAGUAUAUAUGUUGGUCAAAAUUUGUUUUUUCUUUAAUUUCCAAAAAUGUUCACAUUUGAUUUCAUUCAGAGGUGAUGAUGGCAACAGUUUCCACUAUUUCCUACGGGAUGAAUUAUUGAUUCUAAAUGCAAAUAAAUCGGAUUGACUAGCAUUA
This is a messenger RNA of Syngnathus acus (greater pipefish), 2661 nucleotides long. RefSeq names its product UDP-glucuronosyltransferase 2C1-like. Lineage: Eukaryota; Metazoa; Chordata; Actinopteri; Syngnathiformes; Syngnathidae. Gene Ontology annotation, molecular function: UDP-glycosyltransferase activity. The transcript has 2 exons. Bases 853 to 2469 code for a protein of 538 amino acids. The record is from RefSeq and is a predicted model, not a curated record.